UUGCUUCCCUGUUUUAUGCGAGCAGCAGAGAGGGAUACUCUUCAACUUCGGUUUCUGCAUUUUUCUCUUCUUGAAGACCGGGAUUUCAUUUAAAAUGACGAAAACUCGGUUUUCUUGGAAGAUUUGCUGCUAAUUCCUUCAAUUUUCAAGCAUUUUGGCGGAGGUCUCGAGGAAACCAAGCUCAGUAAUUAUGUAGCUUCUGCAGCAAGAUCGGAAAUGGAAGAGAUUUGAGCUUCACAGAAGGAUUUUGGGGAUUUCAGUCGAAGAAUCUUCAAAUACAAAAUAUCUUGGAAACGCGUCUCUCCAGGUACUCCAGAUCCAUCGAUUUUCCAUAGAAAUUCCAUGAGAUUUCAAUCUCGUGCUUGCUGAAAGAAACUUAGGCUAUUGGAGCUUCAGUUACAGCUGGAAAAAGUUCCGGAAUCCAGAGAUUUCGCCGUCGUUUGACUUCUUAAUCUCCGUCUGUUCGUCCGUUUUUUCUUUCGGCGAAGAAGGAAAGUGGAGCAGCUCUUUCUCUCCUCUGCUACUGCAACUCUGUCGGCAGGAGGAAAUUUCAGGGCGAUUUCUCGGAAGAAUAUCGUGUCGGGAGAAAUUGAUUUCUCGUUUGAUCUUUUAUCUCGCAAGGCCCAGCUUGCUGAAGCAAUGGGGUUGUUAUCUCGUCGCUUUUGAUUUCGAGAUAUUUUAAUGCUACUGCAGAGCUUUUACCGUCCAAAAGAUUUCCCAUGAUACAUCCACUCGCAAAAUGACAUUCCUACCCUUAUUUUUCUUCCCAAUGGCAAGAAGCCCUCUUCCCACCCUCCUCCUAACUACCAUUUUCUUUUUUGCCCUUUUCCCGCCCUCAUCUGCCAAAACGGGUGCAACUCAGGCCCUUCUCCAAUUCAAAAAACAGUUAAAAGAUCCACUGAAUUUCAUGCAAAGCUGGAAAGACUAUGAAUCCCCCUGCAAUUUCUUGGGAAUCUCUUGUGACCCAAUUACAAAAGAAGUCACUGGAAUCUCCCUAGUGAACAGAUCCCUCUCGGGCGAGCUCUCUUCCGCCAUCUGUGCCCUCCCGAGCCUGGAUUCUCUUGUUCUCACAACGAAUGCGAUUUCCGGCCAUCUCCCAGCCACGCUCGCCAAUUGCAGUAAUCUUCGAGUUCUUGAUCUCUCAGAAAACAGUUUCGCGGGUCCCUUGCCAGAUCUUUCGUCUUUGGUUGACUUAGAGGUUCUCGACUUGUCGGAAAACUACUUUUCGGGGGGGUUCCCCACAUGGGUCGACAAGUUAUCAAGAUUGACUUCACUGAGCCUUGCUGAGAAUGAAUUUGAUGAGGGCGAGAUUCCGGAGAGUCUUGGGAAUUUGAAGAACCUGACGUUGAUUUACAUGGCCGGUUGUAAUUUUAGAGGAGAGAUCCCGAGCUCAAUUUUUGAGCUGAAUGCCCUGGAGACAUUGGAUUUUUCGAAAAACAAGCUAUCCGGAAGUUUCCCAAAAGCGAUUUCCAAUUUGAGAAGUCUCACCAAGAUCGAGCUCUAUGCGAACAAUUUCACUGGAGAGAUUCCACCAGAGUUUGCAAACCUCGUUCACUUGCGUGAUUUCGACAUUUCCCAUAACCAAAUGACUGGGAAACUGCCUGUUGAGAUAGGUAAUAUGACGCAUCUGAGGGUUUUCCAAUUGUAUGAAAACUACUUUUACGGGGAAAUCCCCGAAAGGUUUGGGGAUUUAAAGUAUCUCGAGGGAUUCUCUAUUUACAAGAAUAAUUUCUCAGGAGAAUUUCCACCAAACUUUGGACGGUUCUCGCCGCUCACGAGUAUAGACAUAUCUGAGAACAGGUUUUCUGGUGGGUUUCCGAGGUUCUUAUGUGAAAGCAAGAGACUCAUGUUCCUGCUCGCAUUGGAUAAUAGCUUCUCUGGUGAGUUUCCAGAUACUUAUGCAGAGUGCAAGUCAUUGGAGAGGUUCAGGAUCAGUCAAAAUCACUUAGUUGGGACGAUUUCAGAUGGGAUUUGGGGAUUACCUAAUGCCAAGAUCAUUGAUUUAGCAGAUAAUGGUUUUGUUGGAAAGAUAUCUUCAGAGAUGGGGAUCUCAACUAGCUUGAAUCAGCUGUCUUUACAUAACAAUAACUUCUCAGGUGAACUUCCAUCAGAACUGGGCAAGCUCACGCAGUUACAGAAAAUUUCUGCCAAUAACAAUUCCUUCUCUGGUAAGAUACCUUCUGAGAUUGGAAACUUGAAGCAGUUAUCGUCUUUGCACUUGGAAGAGAACUCAUUAACAGGAGCAAUACCAUCAGAUCUCAGUAAAUGCACUAGAUUGGUCGACCUGAAUCUUGCAGAGAACUUCCUGACUGGUAAAAUUCCCGACACCUUGUCCCUGUUGAGUUCUUUGAACUCUCUGAAUCUAUCACAAAACAUGCUUUCCGGUUCGAUUCCAGAGGAUUUACAGGCCUUGAAGCUAAGUUUCAUUGAUUUCUCCCAAAACCAAUUAUCAGGAAGUGUUCCCCCUGAACUUCUGAUAAUGGCUGGAGACCAAGCGUUUUCUGGCAACACACAGCUCUGUGUUGACAGAAAAACUGGAAAUCAGCGAAAUUCUGAAAUGGAUAUUUGCAAACCAAGCCAUUCCCACAAGGAAAUUGCAGGAAAGAAACUGGUUUUGGCUUGUGUUAUAUUGUUGUCUCUGAUAGUUGUUUUAGCUGGACUGGGUUUUGUGAGUUACAAGAGCUUCAAGCAUGAUGAAUCUUGUAAAGAAAAUGACCAAGAAGCAGGGUUUGGAAAAGAUCCAAAUUGGAAACUUGAAUCUUUCCAUCAAAAGGAAUUCGAGGCAGAAGAAAUUUUUAAUCUGGAAGAAGAGAAUCUUAUUGGAAGUGGGGGCACUGGGAAAGUUUAUCGAUUAGAUUUGAAGAAGAAUGGAGGAACUGUCGCCGUAAAGCAACUGUGGAGGGGAAAUGAAGUGAAAGUUAUGGUGGCAGAAAUGGAGAUUUUGGGAAAGAUCCGGCAUAGAAAUAUUCUGAAGCUUUAUGCGUGUUUGACAAGUGGGGGCUCGAAUUUUCUUGUUUUCGAGUACAUGCCAAAUGGCAAUCUGUUUCAAGCUCUUCGCCGGGAAAUCAAAGGUGGAAGACCAGAGCUGGACUGGAUCCAACGAUAUAGAAUUGCCUUGGGAGCUGCGAAGGGUAUUGCAUAUCUUCACCACGAUUGUUCACCAGCUAUUAUCCACCGAGAUAUAAAAUCUACCAACAUUUUACUUGAUGAGGAUUAUGAGGCAAAGAUUGCUGAUUUUGGAAUAGCAAAGAUCGCUGAAGAUUCUUCAGCAGGAUCAGAGUCAAGCUGUUUUGCUGGCACUCAUGGUUAUUUUGCUCCAGAGCUUGCAUAUACUCUCAAGGCGACCGAAAAGAGUGAUGUCUAUAGUUUUGGCAUUGUCCUACUUGAACUGGUAACAGGCAGGGGUCCUAUUGAGCCCGAGUAUGGCGAUGGAAAAGACAUUGUCUAUUGGGUUUCUACUCGUCUCAAUGACCGGAAAGAUGCUGUUGAAAUUCUUGACCGUAGGGUGUCAAUAGCUGCUGAAGAUGACAUGAUCAAGGUCUUGAAGGUUGCUGUUCACUGCACUACCAAGCUGCCGUCUCUGCGUCCCUCCAUGAGGGAGGUGGUCAAAAUGCUUCUCGAUGCCGAUCCAUGCACAGUUGCAACUGUAGAGAAGAAUUCUGGUAAAUACUGAUAGCGGUUUUCUUUUACAAGUGUGGGUCCUUUUUGUUGAUUAUAGCUGUUUCCAUCCUGGUAGAUUUUGUUUUUCAUAGACCUUUGUGUGUGUUUUCUUCAGUUAAUAUGAACAUGGCAUUGCUGUUGGGGCAUAUGGUUAGAUAAAAUUAGCAUAAUUCUGGGCAUUCGAUGAAUGUGGAUAGUUCAGAACAUUUUGUAUGAUCGGAUCGUUGGCUCACACUAUCUUGUCUAUGGAUGUGUAUAUACAGUUAAGAUUUAAGAACAAGCAAUAUGGCCAUAUUUCUUA
This is a messenger RNA of Magnolia sinica, 3961 nucleotides long. Its product is annotated as receptor protein-tyrosine kinase CEPR2. Lineage: Eukaryota; Viridiplantae; Streptophyta; Magnoliopsida; Magnoliales; Magnoliaceae. Gene Ontology annotation, biological process: protein phosphorylation. The transcript has 4 exons. The coding region runs from base 740 to 3673 and encodes 977 amino acids. Gene Ontology annotation, molecular function: protein kinase activity; ATP binding; receptor serine/threonine kinase binding. The record is from RefSeq and is a predicted model, not a curated record.